AUGACUACUAACACUGCUCAAGCGUCACCUUCUCCCACACGUCUCCAGCGAAUAUCCCGUAUUUUGGGCUUCACCAAAGGUUACAACUUCGUCCUUUGGCUCCUCUUCGGCGGAGCUUUCCUAGCAUUUACACUCUCUCGUUUUAUAUAUCUCGACUUUGAUGGCCAUUUGUGUCCUAGUGAACCACCCACCGGCCGGAUAUACGGCUCAAGGGGAGCAGUCCCUGGCGAGUGCUACUAUUACCGACAUGGGAUCGGCAAGGCGGGUAUCAUCAUGCACCUAGCUGGAAUCCUUCCCGCCGCUGUAUUAGUCGUCCUCCAGUUCAUCCCUGCUAUCCGUCAUCAAGCUCUCCUAGUCCAUCGGAUCAACGGCUAUGUAGUUCUUCUUCUCUCGGUUGUCGGCAUCAUCGGGGUAUUUAUGAUUGCACGGUAUGCCUUCGGAGGAACUUUGGAGAUGCAGACUGUUACUGGUUUUGCGAGCAUCAUUUUUGUUGCGUGCAUGGUCUUGGCAUAUAUCAACAUCAAGAGACUCCAGCUGGAGCAGCACCGCGCAUGGAUGUUGCGAGGUUGGAUAAUUGCCGGUCACAUUAUCACCAUGAGAGCCAUUUCAGCUAUAAUGGCACAAAUCACAAGUCAUGCAAACCCUUAUUCUACUGUGACGCCUUGCGCUGUCCUUGAUUCCAUGUUCUACCACAACAAGCCCGCUGUCGAGGCCUUAUACCCAGGCUGUGUGGGUUUCUACACGGGCGAAACCCCAGACCAGCGGGUCAUAACCGAAGGGAUCCCUGGCGAACGACCGGACGCGAUCGCUGCAAGACUAAACAGCGCUUUUGGAGCUAGUGCCUGGCUUGCUCUUCUCGUCCAUGUUAUAGCCGCCGAGAUGUAUCUGCGACUUACCCCUGCUGAAGCUGAGAGGCUACGCAAGGUUUCCUACAGGAGGCAAAUGGAGGCGGACUUAUCACUUCAGCUCCAUAUGAACCGCCCGGGUCUCUACUUUGGGACAUUCCAAACAGAACCAAGAUAA
Messenger RNA from Fusarium graminearum PH-1, 1023 nucleotides. RefSeq lists its product as uncharacterized. The record is from RefSeq and is a predicted model, not a curated record. Bases 1 to 1023 code for a protein of 340 amino acids. NCBI's taxonomy places the organism in Eukaryota, Fungi, Ascomycota, Sordariomycetes, Hypocreales, Nectriaceae. The transcript is spliced from 3 exons.